Molecule: messenger RNA, 1246 nt
Organism: Amaranthus tricolor (Joseph's coat)
Lineage: Eukaryota; Viridiplantae; Streptophyta; Magnoliopsida; Caryophyllales; Amaranthaceae
Exons: 5
Coding region: 155-952 (265 amino acids)
Biological process (GO): microtubule cytoskeleton organization
Cellular component (GO): cytoplasmic microtubule
Molecular function (GO): microtubule binding
Source: RefSeq, a predicted model, not a curated record
UGCAUAGGAAACAGAGUAUAGAGGUCAAAGUUCAAAUAUACUGUUUCCACUUUCCACUACUACUACUGCUUUCCUUUUUCAACCAUUUUUCACUCUAUUCUCUCAAUUUGAACUCUCUUUCUUCUCAGAUUCUCACAUAAUUCGAGUUUCAGCCAUGGAAAUGCCUUCAACUUCCAUUGAAAAUGCUCCUCCUGUUGAGUCCGCCAUUGAUUACAUCCCUUCCGAAGAUCUCACGCCAUUAUCUGACCCCGAUACUCAGAUUCAGGGUUUGCUGGAGAGUUUGAAUUCAAAGGAUUGGAUUAAGGUUUGUGAAUCACUGAAUCAUACCAGGAGAUUGGCUCUUUAUCAUCCUACUCUUUUGAUUCCAUUUCUAGAACCGGUUAUGGUGGUAUUGGUUAAGGCUAUGAAGAACCCUAGAAGUGCUUUGUGUAAAACUUCUAUAAUGGCUGCUGCUGAUGUCUUUGUUGCGUACCGUGAUAAGAUGCUUGAAGAUACCUUAACUGCUGCUUUUGAUAGUUUGCUGCUGCAAUUAUUGCUGAAAGCAUCACAAGACAAGAAGUUUGUGUGUGAAGAAGCAGACAAGACCUUGCAUUCUAUGGUUCAGUCUCUUUCUCCUCUUCCUUUGCUUCAAUCUCUUCAGAAAUAUGCUCGUCAUAACAAUCCAAGGAUCAGGGCUAAAGCUGCCGUUUCCAUCUCCAAUUGCGUCUCCAGAAUGAACUUCAAAGAUUUACAGGAAUUCGGAUUGGUUCCACUUAUUCAAGUGGCUGCUAAUUUGCUGAACGACAGGCUCCCAGAAGCCAGAGAAGCUGCUCGAAGUAUUACCUGGUCCGUAUACAAGUCCUUCACCGAAAAUGAAGAAGAUAAAACGCAAGAGUCGUGGCUAAACUUUUGCGAGUCUAAUCUGCCAGCACUUCAUGGUCAAUCGAUAAUCAAAAUCACAACAACAAAUUAAACAAUAGCUGCAGCUGCAGCUGCUGCCAUGUACAUACAGAAGUAAGUUUGAUCUUCUCUCGAGAGUCUAGACGCCUUGUGAAUUUAGAUCUCAUCACGUCCUUGAAUCGACAUAUGAGCAAAUCAUGUUUGCUUCCUUUGUUUUCAUUAUCAAUGGUAUCUGCUUAUCGGGUUUCAAGCCAACAUAAUCUUGAGUUUGUUGUCAUUUUAGGCGGUGGUUUAUACUCCCAUCUUAUGUUCUGAUUCUUAUAUACUUUUUUAUUUUUAAAAAAAAUGAUUUUAUAUUUUUUUAAAA